GCCGCUACACCGCCUCCGGUGCCGCGUUUGCCGUAUUGUACUGCGCGCGCUUGCUUCUCGACCGCCAUCAGUCAGUCGGUGCCGUGACUGUGCCGGACCAUGAGCUAAAGUGCAUAUCGGCAACCAUGACGAGUAGAGGCAUACGACGCAAGAAAUCCUCGCUCAGCGAGGUGAAGGUCGCUGUCAUAGGCGCACCUUCGGUGGGAAAAAGCGCUCUCACUGUGCGGUUCCUUACCAAAAGAUAUAUCGGCGAAUACGACCACCAACAAGAUUUCAAGUAUCGCCAUGAGGUUUUGCUGGAUGGAGAACCGAUACUCUUCGAAAUACUGGAUACCUGUCCCAAGAACCUCGAUGAUUUGCCGACUUCGGAUGUGGCCCAAUGGGCUGACGGGCUGUGCUUCGUGUACUCGAUCAUGGACCGGGAGUCGUUCAACUUCGUGCGACGCGCCCGGCAAAUUCUACAGCCUGAGAUCCCGCUUACACUCGUGGGGAACAAGGCUGACAUGGUACAUCUGCGGCAGGUCAGCUUAGAGGAAGGAGAGAUCUUGGCGAAAGACUUUGAGUGCGCUUUUGCUGAGGUAGCUGCAGCUGAACAAGUGGCCCAAGUCGGCGAAGUUUUCAACGAUUUAUGCCGUGAAGUGCUGAUACUCCGCCGUCGGGCCAAGCACAGCCUGCUCGACCGCAUGCUGGGAUCUAAGGGCGGAGCUCAUCGCGUUUACUCUCGGGGAAAGAGUGAUUCGGCUCUCCCAAAGGAUUAACAGUUGGCCUCCAGUAGCUCCAGCAUAGACACUUGUUGCUUAGCUACAUACUGCUGCGAACUGAUGUAAAUGGACUUUCGUCUUCGGCGUCUCGUUGUUAACACAGCCAUAUGAAAACAUUGGCCGAAGAAAAUAGAAAUUAUUAUUAUUUACUUAAAAUUGAACUUUUCCAUUGGACGUUUUUCCGUAAUGGCAAGCAUAGAAAAUACUCUCUACAAUCGCUCGAAUGAAGAAGCAUUUCGAUAUUGGUUGAAAUAUUUACCUCUUAAACUAUCGUCUUACUUAAUAAAUCUUCAGGACAACAAAACUUCGAGAGCAUUCGCCGAAAUCCGCUGUAGCUGCACAAGUGUCCCAAGUGGAGAGGCCAAACACAAGCCACGUGCUGGGGUUCGCAAAGCGUCACCCACAAGUGAAUAGACAUUGUCUUAAUUUGAAGACACGUUGUUUAAACUUUCAAGUUUUAGUGUGUAGUAAAUUUGUCGUAUACCAUAAUCUUAUUUAUUGUCUUUUUCUUGUUCUGCUGUGGACACAGUCUAUUAAAAGUAUUAAUAAUUGUUUGGUUGUAAUUGAAAGAGAAAUAUGAUGGGUAUUUGAACGAAAGAAUUUAAAAAGAAAGAAAAUGAGUACAUUUAUAUUCGUGAAAAAUGGUGUAACCAUGUGCAGUCUAGUUUCCAGUGUAAAGAUAAGUUUAGGAUGUUG
Hyposmocoma kahamanoa is the source of this 1457-nucleotide messenger RNA. Its product is annotated as ras-related and estrogen-regulated growth inhibitor. The record is from RefSeq and is a predicted model, not a curated record. The coding region runs from base 126 to 758 and encodes 210 amino acids. The transcript is spliced from 5 exons. NCBI's taxonomy places the organism in Eukaryota, Metazoa, Arthropoda, Insecta, Lepidoptera, Cosmopterigidae. Gene Ontology annotation, molecular function: GTPase activity; GTP binding.